Molecule: messenger RNA, 1855 nt
Organism: Cyprinus carpio (common carp)
Lineage: Eukaryota; Metazoa; Chordata; Actinopteri; Cypriniformes; Cyprinidae
Source: RefSeq, a predicted model, not a curated record
GAGCAUGAGCUAGAGAGAGUAGUGUGUGUAGUGCGCAUACGUAUGUAUGAGUGUGUGAGUGUGUGCGUGUAUGAGUGCGAUUGAGAUCCUAUGGAGACUUUUUUUUUUAAAUUAUACACACUUCAGCUUCAUCGUCCAUCUGUCGUUUGGACAUGAUAUUGUUUGCAUGGAGCUGAACAUUUCUGAAUAGACUCAUUGACUGUUCUUAGAAAGAGCUGAUCAAUCCAGAGCUUAUGUAUCAGAUAUGAAUCUGUAAUUUGAAGAAGUGAUCUCUUAGAAAGCUGAGAACGAUCAAGGAAAGACAGAAUGCUGAAGACCCUUACUAAAAAACUCAGAAGACACUCUCUAAAUGAGAUCCAUCCUUUUCAACUAAAGAUUUCCUACCAUGGCAGUGAGGAAGGCGGGGAGAGUGAAGAUUCAGAAGGCGAAAACCAAGAGCUGGCACAGAUUGACAGAGAGCGUCGACGAAACUGCGCCUUGACCCCUCUAGCUACUAGCCAGCAGCACAAUCAGGGCAUUCUUUCUCCCGCCCACUUACGCCGUCUGCGUUUACUCCUGGACCCAAUCUUGGACCAUCACAGUUCUGAAGAGGAGCUGGAGCGCAUCGCAGGAGCCACGGGGGCCGAGGGAGGUCGAAAGUGGCACAGACAUGGAGACAUGAGCAGCGCCUCUAGUGACGAGGAGGUGAAGGACCUGUGUGGGCCAAAUGAAUCGUCGGCUGGACCUCGCUUAAGUGCCACUUCUCCCAGCCCUGUUCUCUUCAGCUCCUCUCCUCCUCGAGCUCUCAAGCCUUCCCACACCCCAGCCCGCCUUCCUGUCCGACCUAUUAUUCUCAGCCACUUCGAACAACCUUCCAUGCCUUACUGGCGGCACCGGCCCGCUUACACAGGGGAACCAGGUCGCCCCAGCUUGGACCUGGAGAAAAUGCAGCAGAAAAUGCUUCUAAAAAAGAACUGUGGAGGGAAAACAAGGACUAUCAAGAUUCGGAACCUAUGUGGUGGUCGUCACGCACCCCGAAACUCCUACGAUCCAUCCAUCUUUGCUUUCCGCUCCCUGAGCAAUGCUCCUCCCUGCAGCCCCCUGCUCACUGCCGAGGAACCUCCAUGUGCUUGAGGGAAAGGACUGGAAACUUGCAGACAAAACAUCACACGUUUGUGGACCAAAAAUUUCCAACAUAAAGACAAUGUAUGUUUGCAUUGCUUUUAUUUUGCAGGAUAUUAGUGUGAACAAAGGCCCUGUGAAAAGGCCUGUUGACAAAACAGGAAGUGUGAUCAGGGCCAGAAUGUAGGAGAGGAAUGAGGAGACGGCAACCUUUUGCCUUUAGCCGUCUCAUCCUCUCUUUCUCUCAGGAAACCCACUUAGAACUUAUUAUAAUGACAAGGCCAUGACCACUGCGCUAUCUAUAAAACCACAACCAAAUGGUUUGGUCUCACUGAUGUGUUUAACAGGAAUGAGGAGAGAUUGGUCAGUGGUUCGUAGAUAACGUCUCAUGAUUGGGCCACAUGGUUAUGUCGAGAUCGUCAGGUUGAGAGUAAAAUAUAAGACCACAUUUAGGUUGCAUUUGAUUUAGACAGCAAAAUGUGAUGAGAGACAAUCAGUUUGAUGCCAGAAUGGGCCUUAAUUCAUUUUUGAUAAAAGAGUUUUUCGAUCUAUAAACAGGAAAACUGGAAAGCUAACAAUCAGAUAUAAUGACAACGCAGGCCAGAUAUCCCAUGUCAUUGUUCAAAUUCAGAUGUUAUGCAAGUGUGACCAUAACAAUGUAUCAGUAAUCAGAGCUGAUUACCUGAUCUGUAUUCCAAAGUAAUUAAAUCUUAAGUGAAGAACGAGAAACAAACAAACAAACAAACAAAAAACA